Molecule: messenger RNA, 1994 nt
Organism: Paramecium sonneborni
Lineage: Eukaryota; Ciliophora; Oligohymenophorea; Peniculida; Parameciidae
Source: the annotation of a GenBank genome assembly
AUGAAUUCUGAAUUAUUCGCUUGUUAAUUUUGCAAGGAAUAUUUCUCUAUUUAAAGAGAGCCAUUUCUAUUACCUGAUUGUGGUCAUAGUGUAUGUGCAGAAUGUCUAACUGAAAAAUUAAAAAAUGGGAAUCAAUUUGUAUGCAAAGAAGAUGGGUAUUAAUUUGAAUUAUAAUCAUAGGGUAUAAGUAACUAGGAAUUAAAUGAAUGAAUUCCCAAAAAACUUUGCUUUAAUGUAAAUAAUAAAAAAUAAGCCAACAAAUAGAAAAAUUGUAAUGAACAAUUCUCCAAAAUAAUUAGAAAAUGAAUAAGAUCCUGAUAGAUGUAAGAAACAUGGUGAAAAAAUGGAUGUUGUUUGUGUUGAUCAUCGAGUGAGAAUUUGUGCAAAAUGUGCAUUAUUUGGAGAUCAUGCAGAUCAUAAAGUUGUUAAUUUAGAAGAUGCGUUAAAAAAGAUUAUAAGAAGAAUUGAAGAAUUAAAAGAUAUGUCAGAAAGACUGGAUAAAGCUGCAAAUGAAACCUUUGAAAUGUCUUAAUAUUUUAACAAAAUUGAAUUGCAUUUUUAAUCUAAUUUAGAUAUAUAGAUUAAGCAAAUCAAUUAAUUUUUUGAUGAAUUAACCAUAAUAUUAGAUAACAAAAGAAAUAAAAUCAUAUAGGAAUGCAAGGAUAAAAUAAUCCAUUCAUAAGAACUUUAUAACAAAUAUAUAGCUGAAGCAUUUAUUGAUGUCUAACGAAAAGUUGAGUUAUGGAGAAUGACUAGUAAAGAUAGAAUUCAAUACUAUGAAGAAUAAUAAAAGUCUAAUUCUAUUCCAUUUGAAUUGAUAUCAAUUUCUUCAACUAACGAAUUGAUGUUGAUUGGUGCAUAAUAUCUAAAAGAAUUAGAAACUACAAAAUAAUAAAUAUUACUUAAGAUAGAUGAACCAUCUUUUAGAGAAAUACAUCUAGAACUUAAAAGUGAUUUAGAGUAAUUCAUAAAUACUCAUUUGAUUAUUUAUUAAAAAGAUCCUUAAUUUAGAUUAGAAAAUUCCUUAUCAAGACUUGAAUCUAUUACUGAAUGUUCAUUGCUAAAAGAUAUUAAUAGUUCAAUAAUUUAGGAUCCUUUAAAUUAAAAUUAAAUGGAAUUAUGGAUCAGAUAAUAUUAAGAGAAUCAACAGUAUAAAUAGUAAUUAAAUCAAUAAUAAUAAUAAUAUUAAUUACAAUCACAAUAAUAAUAAUAAUAGUAAUAGUAAUAAUAGUAAUAGUAAUAGUAUUAAUAGUAAUAGUAAUAAUAAUAGUAAUAGUAAUAAUAAUAGUAAUAGUAAUAGUAAUAAUAAUAAUUUUUAUAUGCUCCAUAAUAGUAAUAUUAAUAACCUUAAAAUUCAGCUUAUUAAUAGUUAUCCUAUUCAAAUCAUUAGCGAACUGAUCAACCUUUAACAUCUUAAGAAUUAGAUGAUUAAUAUUUGAAUAAUUUAAAGAAAUCCCCUUCAGCAACAACUUUAGCUACUAGACGAACUGUUUCUCCUUCACCUAUCAGAAGAUCAAUGAAAUAAAAGAAAAUCAAUGAAAAAUUCUAACCUUUAAUUGUUAAAUUAAAAGGAGAUAAUUUAGAUUAAUGUGAUUUUAGUCAAGCUGAAUUAGGAGAUGAAGGAUUACUUGCUUUAAUUACUAUAAUAAAAAAAACAAAAAAUCUAAGAGUGUUAAAAUUAGCGAAAAAUAAAAUUUAAGAUGGAGCAGCCUAAUAAUUAUUGGUAGAAUUGAUAGAAAAACAAAAUGAAAAUGAUUAAGAGAACAAUUAAAUAUAAACUAUAAAUUUAUCAAGUAACAUGCUAACUGAUAAAAUUAUAGAUACCAUACUUGAUUUAUGUAUUAAUUUUAUAUUUUUUAGGUAAAAAAUAUUCUAAAACUAUGCAGCAUUAAUCUUUAAAUUAAAUUUAUUUAAAUCAAAAUAUCAUAAAUUUAACAAGAGUCAAAAGGAAAGUAGAUGAAAUCAAAAAGUAUGGAUUAAUAAUAGCCAUUUGA